UCAAAUGUAUGUUUUUCCUCAAUCGCUAUUUUGUAUCGGUAUGUAUGUUGUCCAGUUAUUAUGGAGUCAUGUUUUUGUCAUCAAAUUUCAAGAUAUACAUAGAAUUCUGAAUUUCAGGGGGGGUGGGGUUCUUCCACAGAAUAAAACUCACCAUUCUAUUAGGUAACGGAAGUCAACAUUUGAGAAAUGAAUGAAUAGUUUUGAUGAGCUCAAGGGCACAUGCAUCACGGCCCCGCAGGCCCACGUGAAUAUGCCAUCCACAUGUUCUUCACCUCUCUCCUGGUCUCAAUGUGUAAUUACAGUCAAACCUCUUUCCAUUCCUGCUAUAGCUGUGAAUAAUGCCUAGAAACAUAGUGACAGUGACCAAGUUAAAUGUCAUUAUUGACACAAAGUUAUCAAAUAACCAAGUCAAGUAAAUGUUUGUAUUGACUUUAGGUUAUGUAACGUGUGGUGCAGAAAUCUGCUUUUCCUGCGUGGGUUUAGGUGUAUGAUUAGGAUUUGUGGUGGGUUUCGGAGACAGGAACCAAUCAGACAGCAGUCUCCUCGGUGUAUGAACCAAAUAAAAGUAGGGAGUCAUAAUCUGGUGUUGAAGAGUCAGAUUUUGGACAAGCAUUUGUUGUUCUGCAGAGACCUACAGAGUACUUGUACGUGACUAACUUCAUAGAGGGUGUGCAGUAGUCCUGGUUGAUUUCAGUAAUAAUGGCAGUCUGGUCUCUUUGUCUGUCUUUCUUUCUGCUCUUUGCUCUGGAUGCUGCAGGGGCAACACCUCUUAAUGGCACAAGCAAUGGUGAGAUAUUGAUGCUGUCUUUUAGUGCGUUACAUUUGUUCUGUCUAGUUGUAGUGACAAAAGCAGGGUCGUCGCUGGAACUGCUUGUUGCUUGUCUGUCUUUCUUUCUGCUCUUUGCUCUGGAUGCUGCAGGGACAACACCUCUUAAUGGCACAAGCAAUGAGACCAUUGACCUGUACACAAAGAUAGACGGAAAGUGUGCACCAACCGGUGGCUGCCUGUGGUCUGCAUAUGAUUGUAGAUGCUUCCGCUUUUUUAGCUGCGGGACGUCCUGGAUUGAUGCAGAGAAACAGUGUUUGGACUACAACGGGCACCUCGCCUCUGUACACACUAAUGCGGAGUACACCUUCAUACAGAACCUGAUUAAAUCUCAAACUCGAGCUUCAACUGAGGCCUGGAUAGGAGGCUAUGGCUCUGUUUCAGAGAGAUCGUGGCUCUGGAAUGAUGGGUCCAAAAUGAACCUAGAGAUAUGGGCUCCUGGACAACCUGAGCAUAAGCUUUGGAAAGAGAACUGUAUUGGGAUGAACUAUGACUGCUCAGAAAAGUGGAAUAACUACAAGUGUGAUCGGAAAAUGGGUUUUGUGUGUAGCAGGAUGAGAAACCUUAAUGGAGAAUGUUGAAUGUCAUAUUGUCUUGCAUUAAAGGAAUAGUUGACCCAAAAAUGACAAAUAUUUACAACAGUGCUUACCCUCAGUCGAUCCAAGACAAAGAGGAGUUCUUCAUCAGAACAGAUUUGAAGAAAUAUAACUUUACAUCAUUUGCUUAUCGACGGAUCCUCUGCGGUGAAUGGGUGCCAUCAGAAUGAGAGCUUAAACAGCUGAUCAUGAAAACAUCACAAUAAUCCACACGACUCCAGUCCAUCAAUUAAUGUCUUGUGAAGUGAAAGGCUGCAAGUUUGUAAUCAAAUUUUCUUUUUCAUUUUUUGGUCAACUGCUCCUUUAACUAAUUCUCUCUGAUUUCUUUACUAAUGUGCAAGUAGAACUCACAUAUAUGUGCAUUUUCUGAAUGAAACUCCCGAAGGUUUUGGUAAACUUUGUAUCUGAGUAAAUAAAAUUCUGCAUCAGAGCUGCUUUGUUUUUGUCAUGCCUGUGUGUCGUUAUAGGAAAUAAACAGAAACAUUUGCUAAUCGAGUUGUUAUAGAACAAACUGUAAAGUAAUUCAAUGAGAAGUGUGCCAAAGAAAGAGAAUAUUUGAAGAUGAUUUUUGUCAAAAUGUCUAUUUAAUGAAAUUACAAAGCUUAUAUAAAGCAGCAGUAAUACAAACACCAAAUUCUUUAUAGAGUAACUUGUGACAGUGAUUAGUCCACAUGAAGGAGAUGCUUCCAUUUUUUUUUAACACCCCAAAACUGGACUGGUAUGAGAUGGCAGCUUCGAAUGUGGAUUCCUUCAUCUGACGAUGACGAACCUCGCGAACGCAUGAGCUGCAGUUAACUGUAGUGCUUAUGUCCUCCUCUUGGAAAAUGUCUUCGGAAAAGAGUACUUCAAUAGUACUCCUACUAAUUUGAAAAUAGUAAAUCAAAAACAUCAGUUUAAACAAAGACCUGGUUAGGAGGAUAUUUUGUGGCUUCUGCUGCUGCUGUGAGAAAUCACUAUGGAAGUCUUGAGGUUUUGAAUUCAUUACGAUUGAUGAAUCUGAAUUUAGUGUUAACAUGAACGCUAAAUAAAGCGAUCGGGUUGAUGUGACAUAUAAAUUGGAAAUCGGAAAUAACAUUUUUUUUUUUUUGACAUGCACAGCACACUGCACAAAUAUAGAGUUUCUCACUGUCUGCACAAAAUAAACACUCUCCUACAGACGGCCAAGCAGCACGUCCAGUCUGCGCCUGCACCUUAUUUCUCAUGCACUGGUUCGCCAGCUGAACAGCCAAUCAGAAUGAACAGAUGGCCCGACUGACCGACGAGCUCCAACGCCGAUUCCACAUGUCGAAUCGGCCGAAAAAAAUCCAACGAGGACCAGCUUCAGCCAACGGUGCAGAACACACUUGGUCGGCCGACUAACAAAAACUGGGGCUUGGUGUGUACCGGGGGCUUACAGGCUACACAUGUUGGCCUUCAGGCCUUGAUCGAUAUCAGCACUUAUGUGCCUUCAGGAAUGCCAAAUGGCCUUUUUGUUCCUCAAGAUAUGUUUGGGACUGGAAAGCAGAAGUCUUUGAAGAUUUUUGACCCUACGCAUCUUUGCAGCAAUAAAAUGCGCAACACUGUUUUUCUACGAAAUUCUACGUAA
This is a messenger RNA of Onychostoma macrolepis, 3007 nucleotides long. RefSeq names its product C-type lectin lectoxin-Lio2-like. The transcript is spliced from 10 exons. Gene Ontology annotation, molecular function: signaling receptor activity. The record is from RefSeq and is a predicted model, not a curated record. NCBI's taxonomy places the organism in Eukaryota, Metazoa, Chordata, Actinopteri, Cypriniformes, Cyprinidae. The coding region runs from base 700 to 1407 and encodes 235 amino acids.